AUGUUCCUCGACCCAGAGCCCAAGCGACCAAAAACCAGCAAUAGCAGUCGCAGCAGCAUUGCGAGCAGUAGCGUUGCAAGCAACAGCACCGGAGACGUCAGCGGCACCAGUCGCAGAGACAUGUCAUCAGGAUUCUUUGCUUCGAGCCGGCCCAUAAUAUCACCUCGAGACUCGCAGACCACGCGAAGGAAAGCCCUGCAUCAGCGAUCAAACUCGAAGAACACCGAGCAGCUUCCCAGCCCCAUCCUCGAACAACCAACCGUCCGCUUGGUCAACCCUUCGCCCUCACCACCGCACACGCGGCACGCCGCCGCCGAUGAGGAGGACGGCGACAGCGAUGAGGGCGCAGAGGCACAUCGGCCGCAGCAGAAUCAGCAGGAUCAGGGAGCUCGCUUACCCCGGUCCGACCGGGGUGAGCAAGCUAGCGUGUCAAAUCCAACUAUUUCGGCCGCAAGCCGGGACUUUGAUGUUUCAGAACCACACUACUUGGCGGCGGCGGAGGAGGAGGGAACCUUGCCCCCCAACGACUCGCAGCACGAGCUGCGCACGCCAAGAUGGCACCGUCGAAGCACCUCCUCGGGCACCUAUUCGCAGUCCUCCACCUUGCAGGACAGCGAGACCGCCUUCUCCAAGAAGAGCACCAAGAGCGAGAGAUACAGUAGCCUCAGCCAGCUAUCGACUCUGCUGGGGACACCGACCCCGUACGAGCAGGAAUUGCGGGAACGCGUAGAGGCCGACAGCCUUGCCCGGGGUGGCCCUGCGCACGCGUUGGAAACGCUGCAGGAAGCCUCUCCAGAGAGACCAGCGAGAUUGUCGACAAUUAGACCGGUCCCCUCCUCUGAUACAUCAUCGUCCUCGCCAACGCAGCGAGGUCCAGGUUCUCGAUCUCGGGACGACUCGCCCACAACCAUACGUCCCCGAACGUCGCCGUCCGAUUUAGAACAGACGCCUAACGUGUCUCGCAGGCGCUCCAGAAGAACAUUCUCUGACAGCUCCGUUCAGUCUCCGCCAAGCAUCGAUAAUCUACGGCAUAUAGCCUUCUCUGCAGCAUCGCAUGACCAGGAACGCUCCAAGUCGCUGGCGAUCUCUGAGAAGACGUUUCCGUACCAUUCAUCGCCGAACUUUAUAGCAUACACUCCUGACUCGGCUGGUCCAAGUUACAGAGACCCUCUCCGCCACGCAACUUCCACUGAAUCCAUUCCUUCUCGCCUGCAAUACGGGCCCGUUGCUCGCCCCGGGACAGGGCGUAGCCUAGCUAAUAGCACUUCCUGGGACUCUCUCGAGCCUGGCAACACUCCUCCGCCCCUCUACAUCCCGAAAAAGCGUCUUCGUCACAAAUCCGGUGCGGAGUCUCUCAAGGCGCAAGCGAGUGCCUCGUAUGGUACCGAGACCAUGGCGGACGACGACAUCGAUACUCUACCUUUCCCGAAGCGACCGUUCAGCAGCCACCUGAGUACCAUUGCGAGCGAGAGCGCCGAAAGCCAAAGCGGGAAUGCGAGCCAACAUCUCAGUCACUUUUCGAUUGGAAGUGGAGUGUUGACCGGCGAUGACUCCAGCAGCCUGCCUCUGUCUCCUGCAGGCCAUCGUCGACACAGUAGCGCGCCCGCCGACUCGUUCACGCCUUCCCUAGGCACCCGCGGAACGAGCAGUAGCGGAUUCCAGGAGGAAGUCGGUGACAUGACGCUUGGCAGCUACCGUGAGCAGUCUGCAGUGCCACAGCCUCUUUUCAAGGCCGAGACAGGACCGGAGGGCACAAGGCGCUACGAUGGCCCGCUGCCUCCGUUACCUCCCAUGCCAAAGAGCAGGGAUAGCGAUGAGAACUUCGACACCCUGUCGGCGCUGCAGACUCCACCGCUGCGGCAGAAGAGAUCGGGAUACUCGAUACGGCAACGGAGUAACAGCACGCCUUCGCACUCACGACAACAAAGCCAGAUCAGCUACGUGGAAAGUGAUAGGUUUAGCCAAGGCAGCAGCCUGUUUCCCACAUGGGCAAGGCAUUUCUACACCGGACUGGCAGUAUUACCCAGCAAGCCCUCCUUCGCCAGUCUCUCGACGGCGAGCAGGCAAGCAACUGGCCAUGGGCGGAAUGGGAGUUCUUGGACCGAGCGUAGUAUUACUAGCCAGCUGGGCACGGGAUACGCUAGUGUUGAACCGAGCAGUCCUGCGAGCAGUCAUUUCCUGCCUGCCAUAUUCCGUACACUGACGAGGAAGAAAUUGGGAUCCCAACGAGACAGCCGUUCAUCUAGAAUAAGGAGGAGCGGUAGAUCGAGGCCUUCGCAAGAUCGACCAUCCCAGGACUCCAUGGCAAUCAACCCCGCAACCCCGGCAGAAGGAACAGAAGACGUCUUGCCUUCUGGACAGCCUAGGUGGGGAACGCUCAAGGACCAUGACGACCCUCCCUCUCCGCAGAAUCAAGGCCGGCGUCUGGUCAGGAAGUAUAGCAAGCAGCGCCAAUGGGACCAGAUGGAAUUUCCACGUCCUAUGACCAAAGACCGCCUGAGUGACUUUGGCGUCCACGCACCUCGCCUUGCCCCUUCCAAGAGAGCCUCACAAAAUCGGCUAUCGGCAUGGCAAGCGCCGAGCUUUGUCUCCAGCCUGGAUACACUCUUCACUUCGCGCUGCAAUCGCCAGAUCCUCUUCUUCGCGCUAGGAUUCGUCUGUCCGCUCAGCUGGAUGCUUGCGGCUGUGCUUCCAUUACCCAAGAAGCCCGUUUCUGCCUCUGAAUUCGAAGCUUCUCUGGAGAACUCCGAGGAAGACGUUGCCAUGGCAAUGAUCAAGCACGAAGCCGGUGAUGCUGAAAGACGCUGGAGGGAAGAAAAGGUAUUUAUGAAGGCUACCUGGUGGAGAAUGCUGAAUCGCAUAAUGAGCGUGGUCGGCUUGCUCGUUAUUGGCGCCGCGGUGAGUUUCGCUUGUUGCUGCUCCCCAAUUCAUCUUCAGAAGACCAACUGACCCGUUCCUGAUCAGAUCGCUCUCGCCGUAAUCGCUACCCGGUGA
Molecule: messenger RNA, 2994 nt
Organism: Lecanosticta acicola
Lineage: Eukaryota; Fungi; Ascomycota; Dothideomycetes; Mycosphaerellales; Mycosphaerellaceae
Source: the annotation of a GenBank genome assembly